Calypte anna (Anna's hummingbird) is the source of this 882-nucleotide messenger RNA. RefSeq names its product regulating synaptic membrane exocytosis 4 (gene RIMS4). The record is from RefSeq and is a predicted model, not a curated record. The transcript is spliced from 6 exons. Gene Ontology annotation, biological process: regulation of membrane potential; positive regulation of synaptic transmission; calcium ion-regulated exocytosis of neurotransmitter. Bases 1 to 813 code for a protein of 270 amino acids. NCBI's taxonomy places the organism in Eukaryota, Metazoa, Chordata, Aves, Apodiformes, Trochilidae. Gene Ontology annotation, molecular function: small GTPase binding; transmembrane transporter binding. Gene Ontology annotation, cellular component: cytoskeleton of presynaptic active zone; presynaptic membrane.
AUGGAGCGGUCUCAGAGCCGCCUCAGCCUCUCCGCUUCCUUCGAGGCCCUGGCCAUCUACUUCCCCUGCAUGAACAGCUUCGACGAGGAGGACGCGGAUGGGGAUGGUCGGAGACUGAAAGGAGCCAUCCAGAGGAGCACAGAAACUGGGCUGGCUGUGGAAAUGCCCAGCAGGACUGUCCGUCAAGCCAGCCACGAGUCCAUUGAGGACAGCAUGAACAGCUAUGGAUCAGAGGGGAACUUGAAUUUCAGUGGAGUCCAUCUGGCAUCUGCUGGGCAGUUCAGUGACUUCCUGGGGAGCAUGGGACCUGCACAAUUCGUUGGGCGUCAGACCUUGGCCACCACCUCAAUGGGGGAUGUGGAAAUCGGCUUGCAAGAGAGAAAUGGGCAGCUGGAAGUGGAUAUCAUUCAGGCUCGAGGACUGACACCAAAACCCGGCUCAAAAACACUGCCAGCUGCUUACAUCAAGGCUUACCUGCUGGAGAAUGGUGUGUGCAUUGCGAAAAAGAAGACAAAAGUGGCUCGCAAAUCAUUGGACCCUUUGUACAAUCAGGUGUUACUGUUUGCUGAGAGCCCCCAGGGCAAAGUACUACAGGUGAUUGUCUGGGGAAACUACGGACGCAUGGAGCGCAAGCACUUCAUGGGAGUCGCCAGAGUCCUUCUGGAAGAACUGGAUUUGUCAACUUUAGCAAUUGGCUGGUACAAGCUCUUCCCAACCUCCUCCAUGGUGGAUCCCACCACAGGCCCGCUCCUGCGUCAGUCCUCACAGCUUUCCCUGGAGAGCACAGUGGGACCCUGCUGUGACAGGUCUUAGUGAGUAAGGAAGGGGGAACUGCUUUUGUUUUUUAAACAUGCUGUCAAGGUUUUGUUUGCUGGAACUCUG